Molecule: messenger RNA, 729 nt
Organism: Calliphora vicina (urban bluebottle blowfly)
Lineage: Eukaryota; Metazoa; Arthropoda; Insecta; Diptera; Calliphoridae
Product: cholecystokinin receptor-like
Exons: 2
Coding region: 15-629 (204 amino acids)
Biological process (GO): neuropeptide signaling pathway
Cellular component (GO): plasma membrane
Molecular function (GO): neuropeptide receptor activity
Source: RefSeq, a predicted model, not a curated record
UGACAACAGCAACAAUGGCUUUGCCGUCAUCAUCAACGGUGUCAGCAUCAACAUCGUCAGCCACCACAACAAUGUAUCGCUACCAGAUGCAACAGCAAUAUCAUAAUCAUGCACGUUGUUACUGCAUGGUUCAACAACAGGUAGUGCCACAAUUGAAUCACAAAACGGAUACAAAGAAAUCUUUUAAUAGCAAGAGAAGUUUAAAGGCCACAGAAUCUGUUCUAAGAAGAAACAAUAUUGCAAAGAAUUUGGAGAGUAAAAAACGUGUCGUCAAAAUGCUUUCCGUAUUGGUAUUAGAAUUCUUUAUAUGUUGGACACCGCUCUACGUUAUCAACACCGUCGCCAUGUACAUUGGCUCAGCCAUUUACGAGUACAUUGACUACACCUCCAUCAGUGUGCUGCAAUUGUUGGCUUAUUCAUCGUCCUGCUGCAAUCCCAUCACAUAUUGUUUUAUGAAUGCAAAUUUCCGUCGUGCAUUCUGGGAUACAUUCAAGGGCAUCCAAUGGUGUGGCAAGCGAUUUCAACGUAAACGUAGCUCAGAACAAAAUGGUGCAAAUUUAUGUUUAGCCGGCAGCAUACGUGUCAAUAGUUGUACGGUGCAGACAGUCAUUGAUAGUCCACGUUUGUAAUUAAACGGAAUACUGUUGCAAUUACUUUACUGUGGCACCAAAUUGUAAAUUAGAAACCUCAUCUAAUGCAGGUUUUCUAUAUAAAUAGAUAACUGUGAAA